Macadamia integrifolia is the source of this 570-nucleotide messenger RNA. RefSeq lists its product as uncharacterized. The record is from RefSeq and is a predicted model, not a curated record. The transcript has a single exon. The coding region runs from base 1 to 570 and encodes 189 amino acids. Lineage: Eukaryota; Viridiplantae; Streptophyta; Magnoliopsida; Proteales; Proteaceae.
AUGGGUUCGUGCUUCUCUUCAGAUACCACUGACACUUCCUUCGCUCCCUCCACGGCGAUUGUCAUCUCUGUGAACGGCAAUCUCCGCGAGUAUCCCAUACCCAUCACAGUAUCGCAGGUCCUCGAAAUCGAAACAUCGUCGCCGUCGUGCUUUCUCUGUAACUCCGACAGUCUCGCCUACGACGAUUACAUUCCUGCCCUCAAUUCCUCUGAAGAACUACAGCCUGGUCAGAUCUACUUCGUUCUGCACACCAGUCGUUUGAAGUAUUGCCUCACUGCUCACGAUAUGGCCGCGCUGGCUGUUAAGGCUAGCUCCGCCAUUGCACAGAAUUCCAGGAAGAACGGCCAACGGAACAAGAAAGGACGGCUAUCUCCCGUUUUGGGAGUGAACAAGAAGAGGGUCGGGAAUGAUGAUGGGUUUAAGCCUUCCUAUGAUAACUUAAAUAUCGGGGUUUUGAGAACUGGGUCCAUUAAAAAAUUACAGAGAAAUGCUUCCAAACGAGCCAAGUUUGCUAUUCGAUCGUUUCGAUUGAGAUUGAGCACCAUUUAUGAAGGUUUGGUGGUGGAUUAA